AUGUCAAAAUUGUUCCAAGUCACCUCGAUUGACGAACGUAAUAACAGCACGUUUUUGCUGAAAGAAAAAUAUGAUUCCUUAAUAAGUGAAGUGAAACGUAUUAAAACAGGAAAAAAAGAAUCGCCACAUGAUUAUUGGUUAGUACAACGGUAUGAUGUGAUAGAAGUGCAAGGUAAUGAAAAACUUAUACGUCCAAUGAAAGAAAAUUCUGAUAUUAUAUUUUACGUCCACGAUAUUUUUACGGUGUUCGGUGCUCCAAGUGUACUACAAAGUGACAACGGUCGUGAAUUCAGAAACCAAACAAUAGAUUCAUUAAAAGAAAUGUGGCCUGAAUUAUCUAUUAUUCAUGGCAAACCUCGCCACAGUCAGUCCCAAGGAUCAGUGGAGAAGGCAAAUCAAGAUAUAGAGAAUAUGAUAAUUACCUGGAUGAAGGACAACAACACAACAAAAUGGAGUGAAGGGCUAAGGUUUAUUCAAUUUAUGAAAAAUAAAGCUUUUCAUAGGGGGAUAGGACGAAGUCCUUAUGAAGCUAUGUUCGGAUGUUCCCCAAAAGAAAAUGAAGGGAAUACCGAGGAAGAAUUGUGUCAACUUUGCAUAAAUAAAGAAAAUAUUUCCAAUAAAAGAGAAGAAGCAAAAGAAUGCUUAGAACGUCAAGCUAAAAGAAUGAAACUACAAUCAGAUAUGUCUCAUCCACCUGCUCUUCAAGGAUGUAACGUACGAGUCAAAAUUCCAGAUGUUGACAGGUCAAAAUGUGAUCCACAAUCUAUAAUUGCAAUUGUAUUAGAAAAAACAACCGACGGAUUUUAUCGCUUAGGAACUAAAUACGGUAUACUAAAACAACUUUACGCGAGGUCACAAUUUAGUUUAUGCACAGAAAAGUUUAUUACGCUUAGUGACGUUCCAGAUGUAGAUGUAGAAAAGCAUCCGAAUCCCAAUCACUUGGUAAUGGACAAGGGUUUUUUAAAUGUACAUGCCAACAAAAGUGCACCACAAAACGGUGCAUAUGUUUAA
This is a messenger RNA of Metopolophium dirhodum (rose-grain aphid), 1011 nucleotides long. Its product is annotated as KRAB-A domain-containing protein 2-like. The record is from RefSeq and is a predicted model, not a curated record. Gene Ontology annotation, biological process: DNA integration. Lineage: Eukaryota; Metazoa; Arthropoda; Insecta; Hemiptera; Aphididae. Gene Ontology annotation, molecular function: nucleic acid binding. Bases 1 to 1011 code for a protein of 336 amino acids. The transcript has 4 exons.